AUGUGGUGGGACAUCCGAGGGCAGGAAAGCAAAUGGCUGGAUAGGGUGGGUCAUAGGGGUCUGGUUGCGCUGGUUGCGGGAACUGGGGUGCAGCUAGACAGUGACGCGAGGCCUUCACGUGACCGAGAGCUGCAGAAGAACGCAUCCUUACCCCUUUGGGUACCAGCUCCCUGCUGCCUUCAGGACAGCGGGCUGGCAUUGGGCCCGGAAAAAGCCAAGCAGGUAAGGGCCCUGUUGCCCUCAUGCCAGGGCACUGGCGGCAACGACCUGCUGACCGCACAAAUCUGGCAAAGGGGAUCUGUGCAAAAAAUGAUGGGCGUACCUGAAGCAGAACGGUGGGUGGAGGGGGCAGAAAACCUGUGGCGAAGGCAGCUAGGAGAGCCAGAGUCUGUAGUUGCCUUUGCAGCUAGGAUCCCAACCCGGUUGUGCGCAGCUCUGGAUAAGAAUCCUGGGGAAGAAAAAAUGGUGGGCACCGAGGGAGGGAGGGGGAAAGAGAUGACUAGGGAAGGGGUUCGAACCAGAAGCCCCCUAGUGGACAAGCAAUGCUCCGAAGGUGGAGGGAAAUUUUCACCAAGUAAGGAUCAGCUGAUCAGUAUUCCAUACAUUAAUUCUCUCUCCUUGCUACUGUUUCCAAUUUCUGUUCAAAGAAUUCGACAACGAAAAACUCUCAUCAUGGCAAAUGUCCACCAGGAAAACGACGGAAUUGAUCAGCCAAUGCAGAACGGAGAGGAAAAUCGCCCUUUGGGAAGGGGUGAAGGCCACCAGCCAGCAGGAAAUAGAAGAGGACAAGCUCACCGACUUGCCCCUAAUUUCAGAUGGGCCAUACCAAAUAGGCAGGUUAAUGAUGGGCUGGGUGGAGAUGGAGAUGAUAUGGAAAUAUUCAUGGAGGAGAUGAGAGAAAUCAGGAGAAAACUUAGGGAGCUGCAGUUGAGAAAUUGCCUGCGUAUUCUUAUGGGAGAACUUUCUAACCACCGUGAACAUCAUGAUGAAUUUUGCCUUAUACCUUAA
Messenger RNA from Suncus etruscus (white-toothed pygmy shrew), 1008 nucleotides. RefSeq lists its product as uncharacterized. Lineage: Eukaryota; Metazoa; Chordata; Mammalia; Eulipotyphla; Soricidae. The coding region runs from base 1 to 1008 and encodes 335 amino acids. The record is from RefSeq and is a predicted model, not a curated record. Gene Ontology annotation, molecular function: signaling receptor binding. The transcript is spliced from 5 exons. Gene Ontology annotation, cellular component: cytoplasm; cytosol. Gene Ontology annotation, biological process: signal transduction.